This is a messenger RNA of Trametes versicolor FP-101664 SS1, 1538 nucleotides long. Its product is annotated as eukaryotic rRNA processing. Bases 249 to 1367 code for a protein of 372 amino acids. Gene Ontology annotation, cellular component: preribosome, large subunit precursor; nucleolus; nuclear periphery. The transcript is spliced from 4 exons. The record is from RefSeq and is a predicted model, not a curated record. NCBI's taxonomy places the organism in Eukaryota, Fungi, Basidiomycota, Agaricomycetes, Polyporales, Polyporaceae. Gene Ontology annotation, biological process: ribosomal large subunit biogenesis; rRNA processing.
CGUCUAAGCUCAAAGAGCGCAAGCAAACAGAAAAGCCGAAGUCUGCAAAGACUCAGAGCAAGGCUCCCGCGAAGCCCAGCAAGUUGCAGCAGCGAGCGGCAAAGUCCUCAGACGAAUCCGAGGAGGUCGACGAGCUAGAGGGCGCAGAGGAGGUAGAAGGACAAGAAGAUGGAAGUGAAGACGAUGAGGAAUUCAGCGGCGAGUCGGACGACGAAGAUGACUCCGAGGAGGACGUGGACGAGGAGGGCAUGGAGAAGCUCAUGAACGCCUUGGGCGACGACGGCCUGGACGAGUUCGACGUGGAGCAGCUCCGCGCGCUCACCGGAGACGAGGAUGAGGAGAGCGGGGAAGGAGAGGGGAGUGAGGACGAGGGUUCCGAAGAGGAAGGCUCGGAUGUGGAAGAGCAAGAAGGCUCGGACGCGGAAGAAGACGAUGAGGCGCAGUCUGAGAAUGAGGAUGCCAUUCCUGUCGACGAGCUUUCCGACGAAGAAGAGCUGGACGAAGACGCGGAGACUCGCCAGAAGGUGGAAAUUGAUAACGGGAUUGCCAUGGAGCGCAUCCGGAGUACCAUUGCGCUCAGUCCUUCAUUACCCUGGACGGAGACCCUCACAGUCACAUACCCCGAGUCUAUCAGCGUCGACGUUGACGACGAUCUAAAUCGCGAGCUCGCAUUCUACAAGCAAGCACUGCACGGCGCACAGACGGCGCGCACUCUUGCACAAAAACAUAGCUUCCCCUUCACCCGCCCAACAGACUACUUCGCGGAAAUGGUCAAGAACGACGCGCACAUGGAGCGCAUCCGGCAACGGCUGCUCGACGAGGGCGCGGGCAUCAAGCGCUCCGAGGAGAAGCGCAAAGAGCGCGAGGGGAAGAAGUUCGGCAAGCAAGUCCAGAUGGACAAGAUCAAGGAGCGCCAGCAGAGCAAGAAGGAGAUGGAGGAGCGUCUCAAGGGCCUCAAGCGGAAACGAAAAGGGGCGCUGGACGGCGCCAAGGAGGGCGACGGCGAAGACUUCGACGUCGCGGUCGAGGACGCGCUUGCCGACCGGCCGUCAAAACGCGCAAAGGGCGCGAACGACAAGCCCAGGCUCCCGCGCCAGGCGCGCGACCAAAAGUUCGGCUUCGGAGGCUCAGGCAAGCGGUCGAAGCAAAAUACGAAGGAGUCCACGGACAGCUUCGUCGAGCGCGGUGGUUCGGGCGGCCGUGGUGGGAGGGGCGGCGCUAGGGGCGGUCGCGGGGGUCGUGGUGGCGGCCGUGGCGGUGGAGGUGGACGGGGCGGUAGGGGAGGCGGUGCGAGCGGCCGGGGCGCGAAGGGUCCUUCGAAGCGACCGGGCAAGGGUAGACGGGAAACCCAGCGGAGCAAGUCAUAGUGAUGGCUACCGUCUUCGCCUCUACUUCUGGGCUGCUUGCGACCUUACCCUUCUCGCAUAUUUGCGGUCCCCACAGGAAGAGUAGCCAUCUCAAGCGUGGGCUGACAUCAUUACUGAGAACGAUUACUAUUGUAUAGCUUCCCAUGUUUUUGACAUGCAAGAUUCCGACUG